Messenger RNA from Balaenoptera musculus (blue whale), 2676 nucleotides. RefSeq names its product ankyrin repeat and SOCS box containing 6 (gene ASB6). Gene Ontology annotation, biological process: intracellular signal transduction; protein ubiquitination. Gene Ontology annotation, cellular component: BRCA1-BARD1 complex. NCBI's taxonomy places the organism in Eukaryota, Metazoa, Chordata, Mammalia, Artiodactyla, Balaenopteridae. The record is from RefSeq and is a predicted model, not a curated record. The transcript has 6 exons. Bases 148 to 1815 code for a protein of 555 amino acids. Gene Ontology annotation, molecular function: protein binding.
GUGUGGUCCAGUCAGCGUGGGGCGAGGCGAGAGCCAGGCCCAGCCGUGGUCCGACCCGAGUCCAGGGCGGCUCGCGGGCGCCAGGGGUUCGAGUCACCUCCACCGCGGGAGGGAGUUAGGCAGGGGUCAGGCCGGUGUGCUCGCUCAAUGGGCGGAGCUCGGACGGCGCCCAGCGGCCGCGGGCGGGAUCGCAGGGCGGAGCCGGGCCGGGCAGGCAAGGGACGGGCCCUCCAAGGGCUGCGAUCCGGCUGGGCUGCAGGUCCGCGCCCUCCAGUCCCCCAGGGCCGCCCCCCAGACACCCCCAGCUGGCGCGCCCAGUCGCGCCGCGGUCCUCCCAGCCCGCAGAGGGCGCUGUCGUCCCCCGCUCGCUUUCCCGGGCCGGAGCGGGCCGGAAGUGCCAGAGCUACUUCCGGCGCGGAGCAGCUGGUUGGGCGGUGCAGCGGGCCGGCGAGGGGACUGGACCAGCAGUGGCCAAGCCUGGCUGAGACCGCGGCCCCCGGAACGUGCCCAGUCGGCGUCUCGGCCUCGGCGGAAGGUGCGGCCGCCGCAAUGCCGUUCCUGCACGGCUUCCGGAGGAUUAUCUUCGAGUACCAGCCGCUGGUGGAUGCGAUUCUGGGCUCCUUGGGGAUCCAGGACCCCGAGCGGCAGGAGCCCCUGGACGGGCCCAGUUAUGUCGCCAGCGAGGAGAGCCGGAUCCUUGUUCUCACUGAGCUGCUGGAGAGAAAAGCCCACUCUCCAUUUUACCAGGAAGGCGUGAGCAACGCCCUGCUGAAGAUGGCCGAGCUGGGGCUGACGCGUGCAGCUGACGUUCUCCUGCGGAAUGGGGCCAACCUCAACUUCGAAGACCCGGUCACCUACUACACGGCGCUGCACAUCGCCGUCCUGCGAAACCAGCCUGACAUGGUGGAGCUGCUGGUGCGCCACGGGGCCGACAUUAACCGCAGGGACCGGAUCCACGAGAGCAGCCCCUUGGACCUGGCCAGCGAGGAGCCGGAGCGCCUGCCCUGCCUGCAGCGCCUCCUGGACCUUGGAGCAGAUGUCAACGCGGCCGACAAGCAUGGAAAGACGGCUCUGCUCCAUGCUUUGGCCAGCAGUGACGGGGUGCAGAUCCACAACACUGAGAACAUCCGGCUCUUGCUGGAAGGAGGGGCGGAUGUCAAGGCUACCACCAAAGACGGGGACACCGUGUUCACCUGCAUCAUCUUUCUGCUGGGCGAGACGGUGGGAGGUGACAAAGAGGAGGCCCAGUUGAUCAACCGCUUCUGUUUCCAAGUAACGCAGCUGCUGCUGGCUCACGGCGCCGACCCCAGCGAGUGCCCGGCCCACGAGUCCCUCACGCACAUCUGCCUCAAGAGCUUUAAGCUGCACUUCCCUCUCCUGCGCUUCCUGCUGGAGUCCGGGGCCGCCUAUAACUGUUCCCUCCACGGCGCGUCCUGCUGGUCCGGCUUUCACAUCAUCUUCGAGAGGCUCUGCUCCCACCCAGGCUGCGCGGAGGACGAGAGUCACGUGGACCUGCUGCGCAAAGCUGAGACCGUCCUGGAUCUCAUGGUGACUAAUUCCCACAAACUCCAGCUGCCUGAAAACUUCGAUAUCCAUCCCGUGGGCAGCCUGGCAGACAAGAUCCAGGCCCUUCACUUCUCUUUGAGGCAGCUGGAGAGCUACCCCCCACCCCUCAAGCACCUGUGUCGCGUUUACAUCCGGCUCUACCUUCAGCCGUGGCCUGUGGACGCGAAGGUCAAGGCCCUACCUCUGCCCGACAGGCUCAAGUGGUACCUUCUCAGUGAGCACAGUGGCACCGUCGAAGACGACAUCUGACAGCUCCGACUGCAGGGAACAGGGUCUGGGCAGCUCAACCUGUUGGUGGAUUUAAGUACCUGUGGCGGCCUUAGGGGAGAACCUUCAGUCCCGCCUGUCAGAGGGUGCAUGUUGGAGGCGAGACUGGAUCCUUGCUGAGGACAAAGCCAGGUGGAAGGUGGCAGCUGCAAGCACUCCAGCGGGGAAAGGCUUCUGUCUUCCAGGGGGACUCCCCGCUUCCCUCUGGCGGCACCCCCAAGCCUCACCCCCCAGUGGAACAAGGGACAGGGUUUAGAUUGGGGACACGUUUGUACCCUCUUAAUCUGAGGGAAGCGCCGGGCAUUUAGGGAAGCAGGGUAGCUCCGAGACCGGGCCCUCCUGCGGGCUGCAGGAAGCCGGCCUGUCCUGCGUGGCGAUGCGGCUGAGGCCGGAGCAGGCGGGAGGGGCCCGUGGGGUGCAGUCCAGCCGAGACCCUUUACACGCGCCUCUUCACUCCAGCCUGUCAGAAAGUAAGUGCUUUUGGGCAGGCAGGGAGAAAGCUGCGCUGAUGCCUGCGGCUUCCGCAGCUCUGGGCCCAGGUCGCCCACCAAGGUGCAGGGCUCUGCUCCGGUGGCAGCUCUGUUUGUGCCAAACCUGGGCUUUUGGGGACCAUGCCUUCUAAAAAGCAGUCAUGCAUGACCAGGGGCUGUCUUUCCAAAAUGUCUCGCUCUGUGAGGGUUCAUGUGAUGGGGAAAGCCGCCGCGACUGAAAGCCAACCUCCGCCCUGUGCCGAGCCCUCCCCAGGCUGCCUGCGAGCCACAAGACGGUCACUGUGAGCUGUGUAAUGCCUGGGAGACGAGCUGAGACAACCAAAUGAUACAUUAUGAAAUUAAACUGAUUUCC